Messenger RNA from Durio zibethinus, 3888 nucleotides. The record is from RefSeq and is a predicted model, not a curated record. NCBI's taxonomy places the organism in Eukaryota, Viridiplantae, Streptophyta, Magnoliopsida, Malvales, Malvaceae.
UGGGUCAUUCCGGCCUGACUUAAUAAUGAAGGCCCAACACAAUUUCACCGUUCCGAUUCCCUCCAAUCCAAUUUUCUAAAAUUCAACGUUUUUUUUUUAAUUACAGUUCUCGAGGUCUUCGCCUGAAGCAAAACCCUAACAAGAACUUCCACUAACCGCCUAAAAUUCCCCAAAAUCACGAGUCAACUCGGCUCUCCCAAAAAGGUGAGUCACUACUCUUCCCUCCCCUCGUCAACUCUCUCUUGCAAUCCCUUUUUCCGUCCAUUUUUUAGCUCAACUUUUUAUGCACACAUUUGAGUGUUCAAGGCUCUAAUUUUUAUGCUCAUUUCUUUUUGUAAUAAUUGUUGUGUUAUUUUUAUUGUAUUUGGUGAGAAAAGAAAUGGGUUUUUGUUGUUAGAGUCGAAUCUUUGUGAAUUUUACUGUUGAAUAAUGUCACUAAUUUCAAUUUAGUGAGAAAAAGAUUGAAUUUUUUGAUAAAAUACAAGUAGAUUCUUGAUCGGUUUUGCUUGGAAUUGUGAAAAGACCAAAGAAUACAUUUAGUUUUUAGUUUGUUUUAGAUGACAAAUUCAUUUAGUUCUUUGGGAUUUGUAGGGACAAGGAAAUGCCUUUAUAUUAGAUUUUGUGUGAAAUGAAAGUUGGUUUUGUGCUUUUGGUGGGAUCCGUAGUUUUCAUGGUUUUUGAAGGACUUUGAGAAGUUGGUUUUGUUAAGAAAGUGAUAUGGAGACGCCGGUUUCAGAAGGGUUGGUAUCAAAGAGGUCGUUAAGGAAGAAGGCCGGUUUGAAGAAUUACGAUGAGAAUUUGAUGGAUGAGUUUAUAGAGAAGCAUUUAGGUGGUUCAUUUAGGAAAAAGAAUAGAACAAAGGAGGAGUUGGAGAAAGAAACUGAAACUGAGGCUAUGAUGGCAUUAUCUUUGGGGUUCCCUAUUGAUGCGUUGCUUGAGGAGGAAAUUAAAGCAGGGGUGGUAAGAGAAUUAGGUGGAAAAGAGCAGAAUGAUUAUAUUGUUGUCAGGAAUCAUAUUCUUGCUCGUUGGAGGAGCAAUGUACGGGUUUGGUUAUCUAAGGGACAGAUAAAAGAAACCGUUAGUGGUGAAUAUGAACAUUUGAUGUCUGCAGCUUAUGAUUUUCUUCUGUAUAAUGGGUAUAUUAAUUUUGGAGUUUCACCGUCAUUUUCCUCUUACAUCCCAGAGGAGGCUGCUGAGGGUUCCGUGAUUAUAGUUGGAGCUGGACUUUCUGGCUUGGCUGCAGCAAGACAGCUUUUAUCAUUUGGUUUCAAGGUAGUUGUCUUGGAAGGGAGGAAUAGACCUGGGGGAAGAGUUUAUACUCAAAAGAUGGGUAAGAAGGAUAAUCUUGCUGCUGUGGACCUUGGUGGCAGUGUAAUCACUGGUAUCCAUGCCAAUCCUCUCGGUGUUCUGGCUAGGCAACUUUCUAUUCCACUUCAUAAGGUCCGAGAUAGUUGUCCCUUAUACAAACCUGAUGGGGCGCCUGUCAAUAAGGAAAUUGAUUCCAGGAUUGAAAUGAUCUUUAACAAGUUGCUUGACAAAGUUGUGGAACUCAGACAAAUUAUGGGUGGAUUUGCAAAUCAUAUUUCUCUGGGAUCAGUUUUGGAAAAGCUCAGGCAGUUGUAUGCCGCGGUUAGAAGUGCAGAGGAGAGGCAACUUUUGGAAUGGCAUCUUGCUAAUUUGGAAUAUGCAAAUGCAGGAUGUCUUUCUGACUUGUCAGCUGCCUACUGGGACCAGGAUGAUCCUUAUGAGAUGGGUGGAGACCAUUGCUUUCUUGCUGGAGGGAAUUGGAGAUUAAUAAAUGCUUUAUGUGAUGGAAUUCCCAUAAUCUAUGGGAAAACAGUUGAUGCUAUUAGAUAUGGGAAUGAAGGGGUCGAGGUUGUUGCUGGUGAUCAAGCAUUCCAAGCAGAUAUGGUUCUUUGCACUGUGCCUCUUGGAGUCUUGAAGAGAAAGACCAUUAGAUUUGAACCAGAGUUACCUCAGAGAAAGCUAGCAGCAAUUGAGAGAUUGGGUUUUGGGCUCCUGAAUAAAGUUGCCAUGGUUUUCCCCCAUGUUUUUUGGGGAGAAGACCUAGACACAUUUGGAUGUCUCAAUGAUACCAGUAAUAAUCGUGGGGAGUUCUUUUUAUUCUACAGCUACCAUACUGUUUCCGGAGGUCCAGUGUUGAUUGCGCUGGUGGCUGGUGAAGCUGCACAAACAUUUGAACGCACAGAUCCUUCACUCUUGCUCCAUCGUGUACUAAGCAAACUUAGAGGUAUAUAUGGUCCAAAGGGUGUAGAUGUGCCUGACCCUAUACAAUCAAUUUGUACAAGAUGGGGAAAUGAUCCCCUUUCAUAUGGUUCAUACUCUCAUGUUAGGGUACAGUCCUCUGGUUGUGAUUAUGACAUACUUGCAGAAAGUGUGCGGAACAGAUUGUUCUUUGCUGGUGAAGCCACAACUAGGCAAUACCCGGCCACCAUGCAUGGUGCCUAUUUGAGUGGUCUAAGGGAAGCUUCACGCAUUCUCCGUGCUACAAGGGGUCACCAAAAUAAUUUGAGGAGGUCUGUGCAGCGGAAUCUUGGAGCAAGCAGCGAAGUAUUGGUGGAUCUGUUCAAGAGGCCUGAUCUAGCAGUUGGGAAGUUCUCAUUUGUAUUCAAUCCACUAACAGAAGACCCUAAAUCGUUGGGGCUCUUGAGAAUUACUUUUGAUAAUUGCAAAGAUGAUACGAGAAAGGUUUUGGAAAGAAGCUGUGAACCCCUAUUAAAUCAACCCUUGCAGCUGUACACAACAUUAUCCCGUGAGCAGGCACAUGAGCUACAGUUGGUGACUGGAGAUGAAGAAAGUAAGUUGGUAUAUUUGAUAAAUAAUAUCGGAUCAAAGCUUAUGGGAGCUAAUGCCCUUGGAAACAUAUAUAACUCGUUGGUUACUAGCAUAUCUAAUGCAAGAAGAGGUAGGGGCAGGAAUCGCAUGUCUGCUCCACUGUGAAACACAGUCUAGACAGGCUAUUUGUGUCAUUGCACUAAAGUUUUGUGUACUUUUUGUUAGAAUUAAAUCCAGUGCUGCAUACUAGUGCUCCAUGAGAGGAAGGCUGGAAGGAUAGUAUGUCUUCUCUGGUUUAUGGUUGUGUACAUAAUCAAGCCAGGUAGGUUUAUUCAUUGACUUCAAUAGUAAUGAUGUUGUCCGAGUUAGAAGAAGUCCUCAAUUCUUUCUUAGCUGAAGCGCAUUUUUGUAUCUUUGGAUGAGCAAAUUGAAGGCUAAUUCGGGGACCUUUUGGUCCAUCAUGUAGCUGUAGCAGUUUCCAGUUGGAAAUUCUUAAUGUACUAGGGAGCAUAGUAAAGAGAUUGAAAAUGUCAUGUAUUUCUAUAAGCUGCUCCAUGUUAAAACUUGUAUUUGGUAUUUUUUUUUUUUGGCCAGUGUUGUAGUUGUAUCUUGCAUGUUGUCUAUAGUAAAAUUUUCUCCUACGUGUGCAUGAUUCUAUUCUCUCUCUCUCUCUCUCUCUUUGUAGUUUUUUUUACUGUUUGGGUUCAAAUCCGUUAAGAAGCUGUAAUUCAUUGAAAAGUUUUGGAAAGGUAAUUUCUUGUGAACUUGUUUAAUUUUGAUGUUCAUGAUCAUGCAUUUUUGUCGUACUAUUGUUUGAUUUUUUUCUUUGCUGUUCUCUAAUAAACAUUGGAGGAACCAAUAUGAAGACUUUUUGAGUUUGAUUGAUGCUAAUUUGAUGGUUGGAUAUGGUGCUAACCACAUAUCUAUAAUGGAAAGCUUAAGAAAGAUGUCAUGUGUCUUAAUUUGUUCAAUUUCAGUUGUCUGUGCCUGCUCAAUUGUAUGUCAUGAAUGGAUCAUUGGGGUUCUAUGUCUUCCAAAGAGAGGGUUUUGGCUUUAAAACUGCUAAUUUAUGAUGCUUUUCAAAUAGUCUAA